This is a messenger RNA of Glossina fuscipes, 2433 nucleotides long. RefSeq names its product DDB1- and CUL4-associated factor 8-like. Lineage: Eukaryota; Metazoa; Arthropoda; Insecta; Diptera; Glossinidae. The transcript has a single exon. Gene Ontology annotation, molecular function: protein binding. Gene Ontology annotation, cellular component: Cul4-RING E3 ubiquitin ligase complex; cytoplasm. The record is from RefSeq and is a predicted model, not a curated record. The coding region runs from base 7 to 2316 and encodes 769 amino acids.
AAAGCAAUGAUAGCAAAUAUGGAGGAAUCCGAACAGUGCUUAGAAUCUGCACCGAAGCGUAGCCGUUCAGAACAGAAUAUCGAAGAAUUCAAUAACUGGCCAUCAAAUGUUGACGGCAGCGGUGAUCCCAGUUCCAAAGAAAACGAACAGAGUUCAUCUAUUAGCUGUAGCAUUAGCAGUGGAGCUGAUUGUAUUGACACUAAGGCCAACAGCGCUAGUGUCAGCAUGAAUAAAAACAGCGCUGAUAGUGGUUUGGACAUGAUUUUCGGGUCCGAAAUGCCUGCAAAUUUGCUAAACAAGCCUUUGGCAAAUGAAACCCAAAAAAAUGAUCACAUCCAGUCAAAAACUUGUGCUGUGAUGACCGAAAAUACAUCUGUUCCUGAAAAAAAUCUGAACGGAGAUGCUCUUGAAGUUGAAGAAGGCGAUAAGGCUACAGGUUCAAUGUUUGCGAAAAAACGUCAACUACGCAAUCGUAAUCGUAAUUAUCGUUGUGCCAAAAAACGUUCGUCUUCUUUAUCAUUAUCAUCGUCGCCAUCGUCAUCUACGUCAUCUCUACUUAAAUCCGAUAUCGAUUGGCUGUUUCGUUCAACUGAAGAACAACCAAAGAAGAAAACUGAAGAAAACUUGAAUGGUGAAGGUGACACUUUGCAAUUAGAUGAUAAUGAAUUGCCACACUGGGAAACAUCAAGUAAUAGUGCUCGUGAAGCGGACGAUUCUAGCAGCGGUUCUUCCUCUAGUUCAAAUGACAGCGAUUCUGGUAAUCCGUUCUCUGUUUUUGUAACGCGCUCUGAUUCGGAAGGAGAUACUAAUGAGUUUUCGGCAUCGCUGGUUUCGCCUUCCGACUUGGACCGCGAAGAUAAAAAAAAGAAAUUUAAAUCUUUGCUUACAAAACCGAAACCGUCAUACAAUUGGAAUUCCACGUACGAAUUAAUGCGCCGCGAAAGUGGUUUACGAGGGGAUGGUAGAGGAUCAUUGCGUGGCGGCAUGGGGGAAAGUUUCGCAGUUCGUUAUUAUGCUUCUCGUCAUGUCGUAGAACGCAUGAAGUUUUCGCAUGCUCUACAUAAACACAGCGGUUGUGUGAAUUGUUUAAAUUUUAAUAGAGCGGGAAAUUUAUUAGUUACUGGUUCGGAUGAUUCCCGGCUUAUAGUCUGGGAUUGGGCUCACAGCAAAACGAAAUAUGUGUGGAAAUCAGGACAUACCGCCAGCAUAUUUCAGUCCAAGUUUAUACCAAGCAAUGGUUGUAUAGAUGUCGUGUCGGUCGGUCGAGAUGCUCAGGUGCGCCGUUCAAUUGUACCGACGUCAGGUGGGACAAUUCAAACCUCUUGUCUGUACUCACAUCGCGGCCCAGUGCAUAAAUUUGUCUUAUGUCCUCAAAAUCCUUCAGAGAUUAUAAGCGUUGGAGAAGAUGGUUAUAUACUUGGAAAAGAUUUACGUUCAGAUGAAUCGCAUUAUGAAAUGUUGCAGGUAACGUCAGAUUCACUGUGUAAAUAUGCGAGAAAACUAAGCCUCUACAGUAUUUCUCAUCAUCCGUAUGCGCCUGAAAUUUGUGUUAGUGGCUGUGAUAAUUUUGUACGUGUGUAUGACAAACGAAAUAUGAAAAAUAAUCCGAUACAUAUGAUGUGUCCAGAGCGUUUGCUCGAUUAUGCUAGUAUUCCCUCGGUAACCUCUUGCGUUUAUAAUAAUACAGGUACUGAGAUUUUGGCCACCUAUAGCGAUGAGAAUAUAUAUUUGUUCAAUAAUUUGUGCUAUGAAAAAGGAACAUUUCUUCAUUGUUAUAAAGGACACGUUAAUCAGCAGACCAUAAAAGGUGUAAAUUUCUUUGGUCCUAAUUGUGAAUAUAUAAUCAGUGGCAGUGAUUGUGGCAACAUAUAUUACUGGGAUAAAAAUACUGAAGCUAUACUCAAUUUUAUGCCGGGCGAUGUUGUCGGCGUGAUUAACUGUUUGGAACCGCAUCCAUCUGUACCUAUACUGGCAACUUCUGGAUUAGAUGAUAGUAUUAAAAUUUGGACACCUAGUGCUGAAACAUAUCCGCCUGACUUAGCAGAUUUAAAAAAUUGUGUCUUUCGCAAUAUGACAUGUACCACGUUUGAAGAUAUCGACGCUAUAGGAUUCGAUCAUGGACUAUUCCAUUUCUUUACACCACACUAUUCCUGUUGUCGUCGUGGCCUUGCUCAUGCUACUCGUAGAGGUGGCAGCAAUGAGCGUCGUAACCGUACAAACGAUGAAGCUUCUACCCGCAGCACUGAUGAUACCAGUUCAGAUAAUCAAAAUGAGGGCAGCGAUGAUGUUCAUAGCACGACCUGCAGUCCACAAUAAAUUUUUCCUUUUGUUUCUCAUGAUGCUGAAGUUAAACAAUAUUUACGUUGCAUUUACUUUUUUAUGAAUUUUGAUUGCUUUUGUGAGCACUCGUUUUAUAUCCACUACUAAUCCAUU